Molecule: messenger RNA, 716 nt
Organism: Penaeus indicus
Lineage: Eukaryota; Metazoa; Arthropoda; Malacostraca; Decapoda; Penaeidae
Product: carbohydrate sulfotransferase 11-like
Exons: 3
Coding region: 1-615 (204 amino acids)
Biological process (GO): carbohydrate biosynthetic process
Cellular component (GO): membrane
Molecular function (GO): sulfotransferase activity
Source: RefSeq, a predicted model, not a curated record
AUGUUAGUUCAUAUGUCGUCUUUAUUCACUGUCACCACACCUGCUAGCUUCCACAUCAACUCCAUUCACAGGUACCAUAUCACUGGUAGUUCCCAUGUCACCUUUAUUCUCAGGUACCAUAUCACUGGUAGUUCCCAUGUCACCUUUAUUCUCAGUUCCACUGUCACCUUCACUCCCAAGUACCAUACAGCUGUUAGUUCCCAUGUCACCUUCACUCCCAAGUACCAUACAGCUGUUAGUUCCCGUGACACCUUCACUCCCAAGUACCAUACAGCUGUUAGUUCCCGUGACACCUUCACUCACAAGUACCAUACAGCUGUUAGUUCCCAUGACACCUUCACUCCCAAGUACCAUACAGCUGUCACUUACCAAGGCUUCAUCCACAGGUACCAGAUCAUUGGGAAGUACGAAACGCUUGCCGAGGACUCCGAGUACAUCCUAAGAAAAGUGGGAGCGUCUCCGGAUCUUCACUUUCCCGAAAUUAUUCCAUCAAAGACGACGGCCGUUGUCGAGUCCUAUUUUGACAUGCUUUCGGACGAGCAGCAGCGUAACCUUAUUGAAAUAUAUCGGGACGAUUUUGAAUUGUUUGGCUAUCAUCAUAGGAACCUUAUUUAGAUCAUCAAUAUAUGUAUACAUGCUCUAAAGUAAUACAAUAUUAUGAGAAACCUUAAGAUGGCUUCAUAUAGUCAUUAUUUGAAUAAAGAUUCAUAUGUAAA